Molecule: messenger RNA, 1270 nt
Organism: Anopheles maculipalpis
Lineage: Eukaryota; Metazoa; Arthropoda; Insecta; Diptera; Culicidae
Exons: 7
Coding region: 11-1270 (419 amino acids)
Biological process (GO): cell-matrix adhesion
Cellular component (GO): basement membrane
Source: RefSeq, a predicted model, not a curated record
GUCGUAAAAAAUGUACCGAUUAUCCAGCGCAAUCAUUUUGGGGUUGAUUGCGAUCAUCGCCCUGAUCGAAGCACAGCUGGAGUUGGCGAAGAAUUACGUUUGCACCGAAGAUUUCUGUGAUAAUUAUCGCGAAAACAACGAAUGUGAUGCACUCAAAACGGCCUGCAGAGUACAGAAUGCGACACACAAUGGUAUCAUCUUUCCAUCUGCAACGCCUUGCUCCUGUUGCAAGACUUGUGUGGAGAAUCUAAAGCUCGGCGAUGACUGUUCGGUCGGUGGGCUAGGGUAUCCAGUGCCGGCGGGAAUUUGCGGCCCGGGGCUCUACUGCAAGGUAGCAGAAGGUGAUGAACAUCCAACGUGUCAACCGAUGCUGGAGUCGAGCAAGUGUUAUACCGCCCAAAAGAACUUUGAUGAUCAACGGCAGGCAGGACUUAUUGGACAUCUUAUGCAGCGUCCAGAGUGUGAUGGGGAUGGAAACUUUCAACCCGUUCGAUGCAUUCCCGGACAAACGUGCUACUGCGUUGAUGAGGAUGGGCAGCGAAUAUUUGGAGAAGCUGUCCACACUGCCAGCAUACAGAUUUCAAUGCGAUGUGAAUGCUCCCGCCUGGCGGCAAAAGCACGCACUCUGCUCAACUCUCAGUAUCCCGUGCUGACGUCACGCUGUGACUCAAAAGGAUCCUUCGAUCAACUGCAGUGCGUUGACGAUAUGUGUGUUUGCGUUGAUAUGCACAGUGGACGUCCAACUUCCGAUCUUCGAAACGUCACGCGCGGUCUUUCGAGUCUUCCUUGUUUCGAUAAAAGACUGCACGAAAACACAACCUACCUGCGGGACUGCGAAAAUGUAAAGAUCACCCAAAUCUACGACAUCAGCGAGUACGCCAUGGAGGACUACAACGUGCUCGAGUUCGAUCGGGACAUCUGCCAGCCGGAUGGAUACUACGAUCGCAUACAACUACACCCGACCGGUAGCUACAAGUAUUGUUCCGACAAGGACGGUGCACCGAUCGAGGACUACCGGGCGCCGGUAGGUUCAAGGCUUGCCGCGUCCAUGAACUGCAAGUGUGCCAGGGCGAGGAAGCUGCUGAUCGAUAGCAAAAGUCUCGAGAUCCCCGAGUGCUGCCCGAACGGGAACUAUAAACGGUUGGCGUGUCGACGCGGUGAGUGCUACUGUGUGGACGAGGACGGUGCUCAGGUCGGUAUUGAGCGACCGGAAAAGGACAAACAGAACCUACCCUGCUACAACGAAGGAGACUACUGUCCCCUGACUUGA